CAAAGCAGCAGGCAAAAACAACACUUGCAUAAGAUGGUAUGGAUCACAGGUGUUUUGCUGUUUCUUUUUUACCAAGAAAGUGGUGCAGAUCCUGGCACUAUUGGGAAUCUAACAGUGACAUAUAUUAAUACAAACUCUGUUGGUCUCAUCUGGACUACACAAAGCAGUAAUGCAGUCGGCUACAAAGUCAAAGGCCUUGGACCUACAAACACCACUAUGAUAGUUAAUUCUGAAUCGGCUCUUGUCACUGGAUUGAUACCUGGAAGCAAAUAUACAAUGGAAGUUAUUUUGCUGACUGGAGACAAUAUGACUGAAGGACCAGCUGUGACAACCAUAGUAUUUACAAAGCCUGAAGCUGUUGGUGAACUGAGUGUUGAUAAUAUUACCACAUCUUCAAUUGGUCUCAGCUGGUAUCCACCAACAGGCAAUGCAAUUGGCUACAUAAUUGAAACAGUGCAAACAUAUGCCACAUUAAUAUGUAAUCCUUUAGAUAUCUCCAGCACAACCAAUCUACCAACAACUUUAGAAACCACAACUACUCCAACUGUUCCAUCAAUUAGCACUUUUUCAACCAGUGCCACUUCUACACCUGUUCUCACCACAGUCCUCAGUUCCCCAACUGUAUCUACAAGUAUUUCCUCAGCUAACACAGCAUUUACAACUACUACUAUUUCUCCAACAACAGAAACAACUGUUACCUCCCCUCCUGUUACCACUAUUUCCCAAUCAACUACCACUAUUUCUCCAACAACGGAAACAACAAUUACCCCAUCCACACUUACUUCUAACACUUCUCUUUCAACUACUAGCACUCCUACAACACUUUUUACCACAACUGUUACCUCCCCUCCUGUUACCACUAUUUCCCAAUCAACUACUACUAUUUCUCCAACAUCUGAAACAACAAUUACUCCAUCCACACUUACUUCUAACACUUCUCUUUCAACUACUAGUACAUCUACAACACUUUUUACCACAACUGUUACCUCCCCUCCUGUUACCACUAUUUCCCAAACAACUAGUACUAUUUCUCCAACAACUGAAACAACAAGUAGUACAUCCGCACUUACUUCUAACACUUCUCCUUCAACUACUUCCACUCCUACAACACUUUUUACCACAACUGUUACCUCCCCUCCUGUUACCACUAUUUCCCAAUCAACUACUACUAUUUCUCCAACAUCUGAAACAACAAUUACUCCAUCCACACUUACUUCUAACACUUCUCUUUCAACUACUAGUACAUCUACAACACUUUUUACCACAACUGUUACCUCCCCUCCUGUUACCACUAUUUCCCAAACAACUAGUACUAUUUCUCCAACAACUGAAACAACAAGUAGUACAUCCGCACUUAGUUCUAACACUUCUCCUUCAACUACUUCCACUCCUACAACACUUUUUACCACAACUGUUACAUCCCCUCCUGUUACCACUAUUUCCCAAUCAACUACUACUAUUUCUCCAACAUCUGAAACAACAAUUACUCCAUCCACACUUACUUCUAACACUUCUCUUUCAACUACUAGUACAUCUACAACACUUUUUACCACAACUGUUACCUCCCCUCCUGUUACCACUAUUUCCCAAUCAACUACUACUAUUUCUCCAACAUCUGAAACAACAAGUAGUACAUCCGCACUUACUUCUAACACUUCUCCUUCAACUACUACCACUCCUACAACACUUUUUACCACAACUGUUACCUCCCCUCCUGUUACCACUAUUUCCCAAUCAACUACUACUAUUUCUCCAACAUCUGAAACAACAAUUACUCCAUCCACACUUACUUCUAACACUUCUCUUUCAACUGCUAGUACAUCUACAACACUUUUUACCACAACUGUUACCUCCCCUCCUGUUACCACUAUUUCCCAAACAACUAGUACUAUUUCUCCAACAACUGAAACAACAAGUAGUACAUCCGCACUUACUUCUAACACUUCUCCUUCAACUACUUCCACUCCUACAACACUUUUUACCACAACUGUUACAUCCCCUCCUGUUACUACUAUUUCCCAAUCAACUACUACUAUUUCUCCAACAUCUGAAACAACAAUUACUCCAUCCACACUUACUUCUAACACUUCUCUUUCAACUACUAGUACAUCUACAACACUUUUUACCACAACUGUUACCUCCCCUCCUGUUACCACUAUUUCCCAAACAACUAGUACUAUUUCUCCAACAACUGAAACAACAAGUAGUACAUCCGCACUUACUUCUAACACUUCUCUUUCAACUACUUCCACUCCUACAACACUUUUUACCACAACUGUUACCUCCUCUCCUGUUACCACUAUUUCCCAAUCAACUACUACUAUUUCUCCAACAUCUGAAACAACAAUUACUCCAUCCACACUUACUUCUAACACUUCUCUUUCAACUACUAGUAUAUCUACAACACUUUUUACCACAACUGUUACCUCCCCUCCUGUUACCACUAUUUCCCAAUCAACUACUACUAUUUCUCCAACAUCUGAAACAACAAGUAGCACAUCCGCACUUACUUCUAACACUUCUCCUUCAACUACUACCACUCCUACAACACUUUUUACCACAACUGUUCCCUCCACUCCUGCCACCAGUAUUUCUCCUUCAACUAGUACACUGUUUUUUGAAACUUCAAGCACACUUUCAACAAGUACAUUAACCUCUGGUUGUCUAACUACCAUUGGUACAAAAAUCACUACAAUUGUUUAUGUAAGUACGUCAACAACUACAGUAUCCCAAGGAGAUACCACAAGUACUUCAUUAAAAGUGUCUGCUGUUAUAAAUGGAUUGAGUCCUGGUGAAAACUAUACUAUUCAGGUCACUGCUCUGGCUGAAGACAACAUUACAAAAGGGGCAUCUGUGAACAUUUCAGCAUUUACAAAGCCUGGUACUGUGACCAAUGUAACUAUCCAUAAUAUCAUGACUAACUCCAUUUCUCUGAGCUGGACCCCCCCAGUUGGCAAUCCUGCUAGUUACAUAGUGGAAGUCGCUGGAACUACAGCAAGUAAUGUGACAGCAUACUCUGCAUCUGCUAAUGUAACUGGACUAACACCCGGAAGCAUUUAUACACUGCAAGUUGUGGCCUUGGCUCAGGACAACUUGACUGAAGGUGAUGCAGUGGCAAUCACGGCUGUCACAACUGGUCGCCAGCAUAAACACUUACCAAGUGGGAAGAUCAGCAGCUUGACAGGAAUGUUACAAGGGAGGGAAGACAUGGGAGAUUGA
This is a messenger RNA of Erpetoichthys calabaricus (reedfish), 3219 nucleotides long. Its product is annotated as mucin-2-like. The record is from RefSeq and is a predicted model, not a curated record. Gene Ontology annotation, molecular function: protein binding. The transcript has 6 exons. The coding region runs from base 34 to 3219 and encodes 1061 amino acids. Lineage: Eukaryota; Metazoa; Chordata; Cladistia; Polypteriformes; Polypteridae.